Messenger RNA from Gryllus bimaculatus (two-spotted cricket), 2921 nucleotides. Lineage: Eukaryota; Metazoa; Arthropoda; Insecta; Orthoptera; Gryllidae. The record is from the annotation of a GenBank genome assembly.
CUACACGAGUGCUUCAGCGGUAGUUGCUCUGUGCCGGUCGGUGUGGUCUGGUGGGUUGCUGUGGGUAAGGAGGGGUUGGCAGUGUAGAAAAGAAACUUAGGCUGGGUAGAAUUGGGUGGCUAAGUGUUGUGUUUUGUAUGUUAUAAGAGUUGUUAACUUCAUUUCCUGUUAAAAUGUUUCAUCUUAAGCAUGUUGCAAGAACUGUCGUUCCUUUGAAGCAAAGUUGUUCUCAUCUGGACUUGAAUACAUUUCUGAAGGUAUGUCCGACCGCAGUUCAAAUUGGAGCCUCAAGAUCGUAUGCAGAUCAUCAAAUUCCCGAACGAUUACUGUCGGUGCCAGAUGCAGCGAAUCCGAAGUUUUUCGACAUGGUUGAAUAUUUCUUUCAUCGAGCAUGUCAAGUAGUAGAAGAUAAAUUAGUUGAUGAUAUGAGAGUACAUCGAAUGUCUGCAGAAGAUCGCAAGAAGAAAGUAGCGGGCAUUCUCAUGUUAAUGCAGAAUUGCGACCAUAUUAUUGAAGUAUCUUUUCCGAUUCGCCGAGAUUCUGGUGAAUACGAAAUGAUUACCGGCUAUCGAGCUCAACACAGUACACACAGAACACCCUGCAAAGGAGGCAUCCGCUACUCCAUGGACGUGACCCGCGACGAGGUGAAGGCGCUGUCGGCGCUGAUGACGUUCAAGUGCGCCUGUGUGGACGUGCCGUUCGGCGGCGGCAAGGCCGGCCUCAAGCUCAACCCCAAGACGUUCAGCGAGCACGAGCUGGAGAAGAUCACGCGCCGCUUCACCCUCGAGCUCGCCAAGAAGGGCUUCAUUGGACCUGGUGUAGAUGUCCCAGCUCCUGAUAUGGGUACUGGUGAGCGUGAGAUGUCAUGGAUUGCUGACACAUAUGCGAAAACAAUUGGGCAUCAGGACAUCAAUGCCCAUGCUUGUGUAACUGGUAAACCGAUCAACCAGGGUGGCAUUCACGGUCGCAUCAGUGCUACUGGCCGUGGAGUUUUCCACGGUUUGGAAAACUUUAUCAUGGAAGCAAAUUACAUGAGCAUGAUCGGCACUACGCCAGGAUGGGGAGGAAAAACUUUCAUUGUUCAAGGUUUUGGCAAUGUGGGUCUCCACACCAUGAGAUACCUGCACAGAGCUGGUGCUGUUUGCAUUGGUGUCAUUGAGUGGGAUGCUUCUAUUUAUAAUGCUGAGGGCAUUGACCCAAAGGCUCUGGAAGAUUACCGCAAUGAAACUGGUAGCAUCAAGGGUUUCCCUGGUGCUCAGGACUACACUGGUGAAAACAUGCUUUUUGAACCAUGUGAUAUAUUGGUGCCUGCUGCAGUUGAAAAGGUCAUCAAUAAAGAAAAUGCUAAUCGCAUCCAAGCAAAGAUCAUUGCAGAAGCUGCCAAUGGUCCUACAACUCCUGCAGCUGACAAAAUACUUAUUGAUCGUAAUAUUCUUGUAAUUCCUGACCUGUAUAUUAAUGCUGGUGGUGUAACUGUCUCCUUCUUUGAAUGGUUAAAGAAUUUGAAUCAUGUAUCUUAUGGUCGUCUUACCUUCAAGUAUGAAAGAGAAUCAAACUACCACUUGUUGGAGUCUGUGCAAGAAUCACUUGAGCGGAGGUUUGGGCGUGUGGGUGGACGCAUUCCAGUCACUCCUUCAGAGGCUUUCCAGAAAAGGAUUUCCGGAGCCUCAGAGAAAGAUAUUGUACACUCUGGCCUGGAUUACACAAUGGAACGUUCUGCUAGGGCUAUCAUGAAAACAGCCAUGAAAUUCAAUUUGGGCUUGGACUUGAGAACAGCUGCUUAUGUAAAUUCUAUUGAAAAGAUUUUCACCACUUACAAGGAGGCAGGCUUGACAUUCUAAUCCAGCCAGCAAUUAUUCUUGUGUGUUCAGCCUUUCUGAUCACCACCAUUUCACGUUUCUUUGAGUCUGUAAUUUCAGACUCAGUUUGUGCAUGAGGACAAGCUAUACAAGAUCACGGAAGAUGAAAUCUAGAGUAAACUAAAGGUACAUCUUGGUUACAUUGAGUGGUGGUGGCGGGUUGGCAUAGUAGAACAGAACAUGUAUUUAUUUCCCUGAACACAGGACCUGUCCAUAGAUCAGAUGAGAAUCAUCUGUCAAUGUCUAAUUAUGUGCUCGUUUAUGAUUUUUUGUAAGUAUUCAGUAGAUUCAAGAAAAAGCAUUACUUUCUGUUCACUCUCUUUAAGUGUAAGUAGUGUAAUUUGAGAACAAUUUUCAACAUAAAGAGUGAAGUUGUCACUAUUGUGUCCUUUGUUCUGAAUGAAGAACAAAAUUGAUCAGACUCGAACUACAAAGCAACUGUCAGUAAUAUACUAAUUGUGAUAUUAAAGAUUUUAUGUUUAAAACGUAAUGAAAUUGUAUUACUUUUAUAUCUCUUUAAUAGUCCCUACUUGCAUUUUGUAGGACACUGUAGAAUCCAGAGCAAUAAUUUUUUUUGUAAGUUCAAACAAGUAGUUCUGUGUUUGAAUCCCUUUCCCUGAGAAGCCUUGCCUAGAGCUUUUACUUCUUCAUUCUGACCUUCGUUAUUAUUUUUCCACUUCAACAAUUCUGAAAACGUGGAAGCCCAUUUUGAGCAAGUAGCAUAUACAUUCAUGUGGUCAAAUGCAGACUUCCUUUUACAUCUAGUACAAAUUCUCGUUCCAUAAGAGUGUUAACUCUCAUUCUGGCAUGUAGUUAAGACUGUAAUUGGUAUAUGCAACAAAACAUACUUUUGGGCUCUUCCAAUCAGUUCAAAGUGGCCUAUAAGAAUGAUUUUGUAGAACAUGAGGGGAUGCAGAAGAAGGUAAGUGCUGUUCAGUUCAGAGUUAUCAAAUCAUUUUUAACCAGUAAGAGAAAGCAAAAUACACAUUCACAUUUACUAACUUGCGAAUAAAAGCAAGUUUUAUGUGGACUCUAAACACAAUCAGUUUAUAAACCAUAACC